Aspergillus uvarum CBS 121591 is the source of this 471-nucleotide messenger RNA. RefSeq lists its product as uncharacterized. The record is from RefSeq and is a predicted model, not a curated record. The coding region runs from base 56 to 349 and encodes 97 amino acids. Lineage: Eukaryota; Fungi; Ascomycota; Eurotiomycetes; Eurotiales; Aspergillaceae. The transcript has a single exon.
UUUCUGAUAGAGCCUUACUUCACCCAAAGCUUAAUCCACGAGCCUUGAUACCCUGAUGACGUGUCCCGCCACUUCCUUUCGGCGCCGGAGUCCAAUGGGGUGGAGAUACAGGGGUCAUGCCCAUCUGGCUCGGCCUGUGACUUCGAUUUGUGCGUUCAGCCUUUCUUCUCGCCAUCCUCCAGCGGUAUCACAACAAACCAGGCAGAUCAAAGACAAUCAGCCACUUGUACCGCAGCACGACAUUCAUCAUGGUCAAAGAGACCACUUUUAUCGACACGCAAGACGGACUAAAGGAUCUCGCCGACUUUAUAGGACGGCACCAUGGAAGCGGCUACAGGCAUUACUCUGACGUUCUUGGACCGUCAUUGCGUAUACACUAGCAGUUGUCUUCCAAUACCUCGCCCUAAAGCUCUGUGAACAUGAAAAGAAACCAAACAGCCCGUGUCAGCAAGUUGCUGACUGAAAGCUGCC